GAGUAUGGAAGUCCUGCCAUGUGCCAGAGUGGCUCACAUCGAGCGUACCAAGAAGCCCUACAACAAUGACAUAGAUUACUACGCUAAGCGCAAUGCCCUGCGGGCCGCUGAGGUGUGGAUGGAUGAAUACAAAUCCCACGUCUACAUGGCCUGGAACAUUCCCAUGAACAACCCUGGGGUUGAUUUCGGGGAUGUCUCGGAGCGCUUGGCCUUAAGGAAGAGGCUACAGUGUCGGAGCUUCCGCUGGUAUCUUGAACACGUCUACCCAGAGAUGCGGAUCUACAACAACACCAUUACAUACGGCGAG
Molecule: messenger RNA, 307 nt
Organism: Plectropomus leopardus (leopard coralgrouper)
Lineage: Eukaryota; Metazoa; Chordata; Actinopteri; Perciformes; Serranidae
Source: RefSeq, a predicted model, not a curated record